Molecule: messenger RNA, 753 nt
Organism: Phytophthora infestans T30-4
Lineage: Eukaryota; Oomycota; Peronosporomycetes; Peronosporales; Peronosporaceae
Exons: 1
Coding region: 1-753 (250 amino acids)
Biological process (GO): peptidyl-proline hydroxylation to 4-hydroxy-L-proline
Cellular component (GO): endoplasmic reticulum
Molecular function (GO): procollagen-proline 4-dioxygenase activity; iron ion binding; L-ascorbic acid binding
Source: RefSeq, a predicted model, not a curated record
AUGGGCAAGAAGAAGGCUGCGUCAACGACAGCUACCCGCAAGACCACCAAGAGCAAGACCAAACCCGGUAGUGCCAUCACACGCCGCGAGAUCGCAGCAUGGGAAGCCGAUGAGGUUCCGCCCGCAUUGCGCUUCGAACCGCUUCGCAAGUCUCUGCGCGUCAAGCACCUGCACGACGAGCUCAUCUACGCCGUGCCGUCCUUCCUGUCGCGCGUCGAGUGCCAGCGCGUGCGUUCCUUCGCGGACCAAGAAGGUUUUGAGCGCGUGACCCAGCGAGCCACUCGCGACUACGCGUUCAGAGACAACGACCGACUGCUACUGCGUCUUCCAGCGUUCGCAGAUCUGCUCUGGAAGCGUCUGCAACCGCAUGUUCCAGCCGAGUACGAGGGUCUGCAUGCUGUUGGGCUGAACCCGGCUAUCAGGUUCUAUCGGUACAAUACGGGGCAGAGAUUUGGUUGUCAUGUGGACCAAAGUGACGUGGAUCGGGUCACAGGCUAUCACAGCCGCUUCACUGUGCUCGUGUACUUGAACGACUCGACCGACUCGGACUUGCAAGGCGGCAACACCAUUUUCUAUGCUAAUGAAGCUGACGCCAAGGAGGAAAACCUAGUGCUUAGUGUGGCACCAGAGACGGGUGCAGCACUCGUGCAUGGUCACGGCGAUCACUGCCUGUUACAUGAAGGCGCGUUAGUAACGCGAGGGGCCAAAUAUCUGCUGCGCACCGACGUCAUGUACUCGCGCACGAAGAAGUAG